UGCGUUAUCGCGCUGAGAUAACUCCGUCUUUCGGGUCUCCGGGUGUGAUAAACGGCAAUCCAGUCCUCAAUCUCCUCCUCUACAACCUUCGAUCCCUGGAACUUAGGAACUUACAUAAUUCCCAGGAAGACCUAAUGCUCGCACCUGACGCGCCGCCGGUCAGUGUUGGUCCAGGCUGCUGCUCGCCAUCAUGACCUGCUGUGAUCAGAAAUGCGCGCUCAUCACAGGGGCCGUGCUGGGCGCCCUGAUAGCCGUGCUGGGCGGGAUUCUCAUCCCUGUGGGCAACAUGUUCAUUGAAAACACCGUGCACAAGGAAACAGUGUUGGAAAGCGGAACUUUAGCAUUUGACACCUGGACGUCUGUUGACAUAGCAAUAUACAGGCAGUUCUGGCUGUUUGAUGUUCAGAACCCUGACGAGAUUGUAAGUCAAGGGGCCAAACCUGUGCUGGUGCAGAAAGGACCGUACACGUACAGGACACGUUUUAUCCCCAAAACAAAUAUCACCUUCAAUGAUAACUUCACUGUGUCCUUUGUGCUUCCGGCGGGAGCCAUCUUUGAGCCUGGCAUGUCAGUAGGAACAGAGGAGGACAUAUUCACAUCACUCAACUUGGCUGUAGCAGGUAUCUACGGUUUACUUGAUCAUAAAUUGGCAAAUCUGAUAUUCCAACGCUAUGAUGCCACACUCUUCCAGAACAGGACUGUUAAGGAGUUGUUGUGGGGCUACAGAGACCCAAUGCUGAACAGCAUGGUUGGAGUUUUCUAUCCAUACAAUAACACCAUCGAUGGACCAUACACUGUGUUCACAGGCAAAGAUGACAUCAAAAAGGUAGCCACGAUUGAACGCUGGCAGGGUGAAACAUCACUGAGUUACUGGAAUGACACUUAUUGCAACAAGAUAAACGGAACAGAUGGUUCCUCCUUUCACCCGUUCCUGGACAAGAAAAAACCUCUAUACUUCUUUUCUUCUGAUAUCUGCAGGUCAAUAUCUGCUAAAUAUGAGAGAACUGUGAACCUGAAGGGAAUCGAUGUGUAUCGGUACAUGUUGCCUGCUGAGGCUCUGGCCUCUCCAGCGGUCAACCCAGAUAACCAGUGCUACUGUACAAACACUGUGAUCACCAAAAACUGCACUAUGGCAGGACUUCUUGACAUGACUCCCUGUAGAGGAACCCCAGUAUUCAUCUCUCUUCCCCACUUCCUCUAUGGCACCAGUGAUCUCGUCCAGGCAAUGACCGGACUGAAUCCGAACUUUGAUGAGCACUCCAUAUUUGUGGAUGUGGAACCGAUUACAGGUUUCACUCUGAGAUUUGCAAAAAGGCUUCAGCUCAACAUGCUGUACGGCCCAUCGGCAGAUAUCGUACUUUUGAACAAAAUCAAGAACUACACAAUGUUCCCUAUUUUGUGGGUGAAUGAGACGGCAGUCCUGGACGAUGAGACGGCCGACUUGUUCAAGAAAGAGCUGAUUUCUCGAAUGGAUCUGCUGGAGGGGUUUCAGAUUGGACUUUUAACGGUCGGCUUAAUCAUAUUUGUCAGCUGUACGAUCGGAUUGUUGUUGGUGUGCAGGAAACAGGAGAAAAGUAAACAUUCUUUCAUUAAAUAAAGGGAGGGAUGCUUGGUGCUUUGUGUCUUUGAUUUUUGUAAUUGGAAUUACAAAAAUUGUAUUCAUAAAAAUUGGAAUUGUAUAUUGUAAUUGUUAUUUGAGCUCAGAGUACUGCAAUUCUAUUUGUAUAAUUUAUAUACUCUGCAUUUUUGCGGAGCAAAAAUUAUUGAUUUCUUUCUGUAUUUGCUUGAUAUUGUAUCAAGUCAUACUUUCGAUAGUUAUCAGGGCAAAUAUUCUGCCAUUAUGUGGUCAUACUGUGGUUGAUUUAAAUAUGAAAUGGUUUUGUAUGUCAGCACAAUUUCAGUAAAACAAAGAACUGUAAAACUUGGCC
This is a messenger RNA of Ctenopharyngodon idella (grass carp), 1928 nucleotides long. It is a transcript of the gene cd36, whose product is annotated as CD36 molecule (thrombospondin receptor). NCBI's taxonomy places the organism in Eukaryota, Metazoa, Chordata, Actinopteri, Cypriniformes, Xenocyprididae. The transcript has 12 exons. The record is from RefSeq and is a predicted model, not a curated record. Gene Ontology annotation, cellular component: cytoplasm; caveola; cell surface. Gene Ontology annotation, biological process: low-density lipoprotein particle clearance; lipid storage; receptor-mediated endocytosis. Bases 191 to 1597 code for a protein of 468 amino acids. Gene Ontology annotation, molecular function: low-density lipoprotein particle binding; low-density lipoprotein particle receptor activity; scavenger receptor activity.